Messenger RNA from Trifolium pratense (red clover), 537 nucleotides. RefSeq lists its product as uncharacterized. Bases 1 to 537 code for a protein of 178 amino acids. Lineage: Eukaryota; Viridiplantae; Streptophyta; Magnoliopsida; Fabales; Fabaceae. The record is from RefSeq and is a predicted model, not a curated record. The transcript has 2 exons.
AUGGCGGCAGUUUGGUGGAUUUGGAGGGCCAGGAAUGCUUUUUGCUUGGACAAUGAUCUGGUUCCACAUUUUUCUCUCAAAAUGCGCAUAGUGGACUAUGCUCUUUUGCUUAAGAAUUGUGACUUUAAUCAGCACGAGACGACGCUUCCGAAGUUAAUGAGGUGGAAUGCAUUUGGCGGCACUGGCAUGAUCUUGAAUGUGGACGGAUGUAGUAUUGGUAAUCCUGGUAUUUCCAAUUUUGGGGGAUUGAUUCGCAAUGCAGAUGGAGCUUGGAUUCAGGGUUUCUUUGCGAUUACUUUUGUUACCGAACCUGUGGAUGUGUGGCAUCAUUAUGCAGCCAAUAACAUCAAGGACAUCCUGAAUAGAGAUUGGCAGGUCCUAAUCCUCCAUACCUUCCGAGAGGGCAACGUCUGCGCCGACUAUUUUGCUAAGCUUGGUGCUAACAGUAAUGAAGUCUUCCCUUCCAUUGCCAACCCGCCUGCUGGUCACAAUCUUUGCCUUCUAGCUGAUGCUAGUGGGAUUUGUUUCUAUAGAUAA